AUGGCGACAGCCGAGUCAAAACUCCUUGACGAAAUGGAUGAGAAUAUUCUGAUCUGUGCGAUAUGCUCAGAGCGAUACAGAGAUGCAAGAAUUCUACCUUGUUUACAUAGCUACUGUGAACAGUGUAUCGGUACGUUAGUCGAGAAAGCUGGUGGAAAGACUGUACUAUGUCCCGUAUGUAGAAGAAGUCAUGACCUACCAGAAGGACUGGCAAGUAUUUCCAAGAAUUUCUUUCUCAGUGAACUCGCUGGAUUGAUUGAGAAGAAGCGAGACGGCAAACUAGCAGAAGGCGACAAAUGCGGUAGUUGCAAACAAGGAAUAUCACAAACUAGAUGUUUGGAUUGUGCAGUUGGACUUUGUGACAACUGCACACAGGGGCAUAAAGAGAUCCAAUGUUUAAAGACCCAUCGUCUGAUGUCGCUUGAAACAUACAACAAUACACGCUCUACCGAUCCAGCUAAAGUACAGCCUCCAGUUUAUUGUAGCAGUCACCAUGACAACCAGGUAAAAUUUUACUGUGAUACAUGCAAUAUCCCAAUAUGUUUGGAAUGUAUUGCUCUGGAUCAUAAACUGACUGAGCAUAACCACCGAUACCUUAAUGAUGCGGCAUCGGAAUAUAAAGGGUACAUCAUGGAGAUGUUAGACAAACUGCAAGAGAAGGAACUACAAGCAGGGGCCAGUAAACAGGAAGUGAAAACUACAUCAGAAGCUCUGGAGAACCAAUUUCAAGAAGAAGAGAAGAAACUGAAUGAACACAUAGAAAAGACAAUCGUAGAAAUCACAGCCAAGAUCCGUGAAAAUGGGAGUAAACUGAUGGCGGAGAUGAAGUGUGAAUAUGAAUCCCGGAAACAAAACUUGCAAGCACAAAUUAAGGAACUCGAAAUUGCAGAGAAUGACAUGAAACAUGUACGUGACUUUGGGAGGAAUAUAAUGCAUUAUGGGAAUGCUGCACAGAUGAUGUCAGCAAAGAAGGGAAUGAUGUCACAGAUACAAAUGCUAAUACAAGUGAAGACCCAACAGCAACCAAUCACAGACGACUACAUUGAAUUCCAGAGAUCCGAUUUCCACGAAACCAAAAACCUUGGAGUUAUACUUUAUCACAGGUAUAACUUUCAGCUCAGAGAUGUCCCAAAGUAUGGAAGAAUUGGUGAAGAAUUAUCAGCUUCUUUGACAAAAAGUGAUGACUGUUCAAGACCACUAGCUAUAAAUGAAAUUAGAGCCAAGCUGAGGGCAUCUGAGGAAAACGUAUCGGUUUUAGAAAACCUUGACGAGACACUAUCUCUGAAAUAUCAGGGUAAAGUAGAAGGAAAGCAUGAAUUAUCCGUUUUAGCUCUUAACAAACAUGUUGAGGGGUCACCAACUGUAAUUACCAUAAUUCCAAAUAAGGGAUUGUUAUGUAAAUAUGGUAUAAAAGGUUCAGGUGUGGGUCAGUUCAGAAAUAUCCAGGGAGUUAGGGUAUUUGGGAAUGGGGUGACUGCUGUAUGUGAUAAAGGCAAUAAGCGAGUUCAGUUGUUUUCCUUAUAUGGGAUACAUCAACGUGUUAUUCAGUUCACAACGUUUACAUCAGGGUUUGACCCACGCCAUGUAGCAGUAUCAAAGGAAGGUUAUUACUUCAUAACAGAUAAUAGAAACAAACAGGUUGUUGUAUGUGAUGAGAACAGCAAGAUAAUUAGAUGUUUUGGGAAUCAGGAAUUGGGAUGCCCUGACGGAAUUGCUAUCAGCCCUACAAAUGGUAGAGUGUAUGUUUGUGAUAACAGUUCGCACUGUAUCAGAAUUUAUACACAAGAUGGAGACUAUGUCAAGUCAUUUGGUUCUUUUGGUAAUGGGCAAUGUGAGUUUAGCAACCCAUAUGGAAUGACCAUUAAUAACAAGGGCAAUGUCAUUGUGGCUGAAUACAACCAUCGCAUCCAGGUGUGUGAUUCAGAUGGUGUGUUCUUAUUCAGUUUUGGCAGUCAGGGUAAUGGUAAUAACCAAUUCAAUUGUCCAUACGAUGUUGCUUGUGAUAAUGAUGGUAAUAUGUAUGUUUGUGAUUGCUUUAAUCACAGAGUUAUGAAAUAUGAUUCACACGGUGUAUUUCUAUCUCGUAUUGAUAGUGACCAAGAUGGAUUGAAUAAUCUUACAGGCGUCUGUGUCACUGAUGAUAAGCCAUUUGGUAAGGUUGUGGUCGCAGACCACGGAAAUAACUGUAUUAAGGUUUUCGCACAAUAA
Saccoglossus kowalevskii is the source of this 2208-nucleotide messenger RNA. Its product is annotated as E3 ubiquitin-protein ligase TRIM71-like. NCBI's taxonomy places the organism in Eukaryota, Metazoa, Hemichordata, Enteropneusta, Harrimaniidae. Gene Ontology annotation, molecular function: zinc ion binding; protein binding. The record is from RefSeq and is a predicted model, not a curated record.